AUGGCGCACAUCUCGAAUGUCGCUAUGCCAAGAGUCAGAGCCCCGCCAAACAAAGACCAGGUCUAUUGGUGGUCUCCGGAACUUGCGCGUCUUCGGGCUGCAUGCUCAGCUGCGCGUCGUCAUUACUCGCGUUAUCGGCGACGACACAGAGGGAACGGUGAUCCAGCGGAAGAGAACCGCAUAUACGCGGUAUACAUCGAGGCGAAGAACAUCAUGCGCCAAAAGAUAGCAGAGGCGAAGCAGAGAGCGUGGGAGGAGUUCCUCGAGUCUCUCGAACUGGAUCCCUGGGGGCGCCCCUAUAAAUUAGUCAUGAACAGGUUGCGUCCCUGGGCCCCUCCCCUUACAGCUGCGAUGGAGCCGUCACUUUUAACAUCUAUUGUGUCGGCUCUAUUCCCACCCCAUGCCUCUGGACUGGGAUCACGGGUCGGGGUUAGAGAAGUGACCGAAGACUCGGAGAGUGUCCGGAGGUAA
This is a messenger RNA of Leptosia nina, 471 nucleotides long. The record is from the annotation of a GenBank genome assembly. Lineage: Eukaryota; Metazoa; Arthropoda; Insecta; Lepidoptera; Pieridae.